AUGAACUAUCCAAGUGGGGCAAAAAAACGUAAAAUAGCUAAAGAAGAAGCUGUAAGGCAGGCGGAAGAUAUAGAAAAUGGGCCAAAAAUAGACACGUUUUUUAAAAAACCACAUAUUGAUAGUGGGCAGUCACAGAACUCUAAUUUAAUUCAUUUGUCACAUGAUGCUUUACCAGGAACUUCAAGAACAAAUUUGGAAGAAAAUUAUUCAGAUGAGAAUAUUAUUAUACUACAAGCAGAUUUGCUCCAGGAGCACUAUCCAAACGAUUUAGACCAAAGUUUAGGAGCCGAAUGUAUUCGCUUUAAAUAUUUCAUUGCAGAAAUUAAUUCGGGAAUUAGCAAUCCAAGGGAAAUGUUAAAGUUUAUAACACAAAAAAAACUAACUUGUAGUUUUCCAAACGUAGAUAUUGCAUUAAGUAUAUUUUUUUCUAUGGCAGUAACUAACUGUAGUGGGCAGAGAUCAUUUUCUAUCUUAGAAAGGGUAAAAAGUUAUAAAAGAAAUUCAUUAGGUGAUGAAAAAACUAAUCAACUUUCUUUAUUGGCUAUAGAACACGAUAUUUUCAAUAAAAUUCCUGCCGAAAAUAUUAUUGAGAGUUUUGCAACCCUAAAAUCACGGAAACGAGCAAUUAUUUGA
Psylliodes chrysocephalus is the source of this 633-nucleotide messenger RNA. The record is from the annotation of a GenBank genome assembly. NCBI's taxonomy places the organism in Eukaryota, Metazoa, Arthropoda, Insecta, Coleoptera, Chrysomelidae.